Messenger RNA from Phascolarctos cinereus (koala), 1540 nucleotides. RefSeq names its product outer dense fiber of sperm tails 1 (gene ODF1). The record is from RefSeq and is a predicted model, not a curated record. NCBI's taxonomy places the organism in Eukaryota, Metazoa, Chordata, Mammalia, Diprotodontia, Phascolarctidae. Gene Ontology annotation, cellular component: outer dense fiber.
UCAUGGGGGUUUCCUUUAUCUUUAAAAGAAACUCCUGAGAAGAGCUUAGAACAAUUUUUUUCCCCUCGAGUGCCAUUUUCCAAAGGUACUCACCGACAAAUAAGGUGUGACUGUAAUGGCUGCACUAAGUUGUCUGUUGGACAGUGUAAGAAGAGACAUAAGGAAGGUGGACAGAGAACUAAGGCAAUUGAAAUGCCUCGACGAAUGCACACGUUGCCUCUGUGACUUCUACGUGCACCCUUAUUGCUAUUGUGACUUACAUCCAUACCCGUAUUGCCUGUGCUAUACAAAAUGCUCACGCGUUUGUGGGUUAUGUGAUCUAUAUCCAUAUUGCCUGUGUGAUAUCAAGCUAUUCUGUCUUCAACCAUCAAUCAGAAGUUUGGAGAGGAAAGCCAUUAAAGCCAUUCUGGAUGAAAAGAAAGAACUGAUCAAAUUAAGAAGAACAACAAACAAGAUUCUGGCAGCAUCCUGUUGCAGUAGUAACUUACUAGGGUCAGUGAAUGUGUGCGGCUUUGAGCCCGACCAAGUCAAAGUCAAAGUGAAAGAUGGAAAGGUGUUUGUGUCAGCCGAACGUGAGAAUAGAUACGAUUGCCUAGGAUCGAAAAAAUACAGCUACAUGAACAUCUGCAAAGAGUUUACGUUGCCCCCAUGUAUGGAUGAGAAAGACGUAAUUUAUUCUUAUGGACUGGGCAGUUGUGUGAGCAUUGAAGCCCCUUGCAACCCAUGCCUUCCAUGUGGUCCAUGUGGUCCGUGUGACCCUUGUAAUCCAUGCAACCCAUGCAACCCAUGCAACCCUUGCAACCCGUGCAAUCCGUGCAACCCAUGUAAGCCGUGCAAGCCAUGCAAGCCAUGCGAUCCAUGCAAUCCGUGUGACCCAUGCAAUCCAUGUGACCCAUGCAAUCCGUGUGACCCAUGUGAUCCAUGCGAUCCCUGUGAUCCAUGCGAUCCCUGUGAUCCCUGCGACCCGUGCAAUCCAUGCAAUCCCUGCGAUCCCUGCGAUCCAUGCUAUCCUUGCGGAAGCCGACUUUCCUACCGGAAGAUGAUGAAGUAGAGGGGUAUAGAUGAUAGGCUGGUUAGUAGUAAUUAGUUUUACCAUGAGGCAGCUCUUCCAGUGUUUCUCUUUCCCUGCUUUCCGAAAUACAUAGGCUCCAUAAUACAUAAUUGCAAACUUGUUGGUGUUGUGUGAGAAUCUUUCAGUUCUGCCUGCUGCUGAGUGGGGUUAGCCCUACACAAAUCCUGAGUUCCAAGAAGCGGUGGGAAAGAAAAAUGACAUGGGAGAUCUGUUCACAAACAACCAGGCAUAGAUUAUUCUCAUAGGUAGUCACAGGCGUCAUAUUUCCAACUGAUGGUCCUUAGGAGCCCAAGCCAGGAGUUAAUAGAAGUGGAAUACUUGAAGGAGCCCCAAGUCAUGAAAACAGACCGUAUCAUACGUUGGCUGCCUGGAAAAAGACCAAGAAGUAAAUGCAAAGGGACAUACUUGGGAGGGGCAAGGGAGUAAGUUGUUGGUUUCAACCCUGUCCCUUGAAGGUAUCACAAGAAC